Molecule: messenger RNA, 4299 nt
Organism: Sipha flava (yellow sugarcane aphid)
Lineage: Eukaryota; Metazoa; Arthropoda; Insecta; Hemiptera; Aphididae
Exons: 4
Coding region: 548-3520 (990 amino acids)
Cellular component (GO): plasma membrane
Molecular function (GO): protein binding
Source: RefSeq, a predicted model, not a curated record
AGGUCGCGCCGCGGAAAAUCCCCACAAUUCGACCGCCGACGCCGCCGCCGCCGCAGCCACUGCCGCCGGCAGCAGCAGUGCCAUUCGACCCGUGACCGUUACACGUGUGUCGCCGUCAUGUUCGAAAUCACUGCCCUAGACCGCGGCCGCGUUCGUCGGCACUUGCAGCAGCGCCGUCAUCGCUUCGUCACCGUCACUACGGUCGUUUUUCCGCUCGUCGUUCGCAACCGGGACACAUAGACCUUGUUGAUCUGGCGGCCGCCGCCUCCUCCUCCUCCUCCUCCUCCUCUUCCUCCUCUUGUCCCUACGCAUCUAGAAUUGGUAACGAGUACGCCAUCACCGAUGAGUAUAAUCAUUAAGGGAUGAGAACACGCGAUUCCGUCGUACACAUGUUGUAUGCGUGUCUACGGUCACAUCAACAUCAUCAUAUUUACUAUCCACGGGUAUACAGCGUGUUCGAUCACCGUCGGCGUCGGCAGCAGCAUCAGCAGCAUCAACAGUAGCGCCGACGUAAGAGCGCGGCUACGGAGCACCGGUAGCCGCAGGCAUGGCGGCCAGUAGCACCGCGGCGAUAGGCGGAUUGGCGGCCGCACUAUUGAUCUGCACCGCCAGGCUGACGCUGUGCUGUCGCAUAUCCGAGUUCAUGUGCAAGUCGAACGGCGGAUGCGUGCGGCUGGACGAGUACUGUGACGGCAAGUACGACUGUCCCGACAGGUCCGACGAGCCACUGUACUGCACAGCGUGCAAUAGAACAUAUUACGGCGAAGUGGGAAAUUCGUAUAGACUGAGCGUGAAGAAAUUACAAAAAGAAAGACCGUUUUUGUGUCACUUGAGUUUUACCGCAAGCGGACAAGAACAUGGAGACUUUGUUGAACUCAUUUUUGAGGAGUUCCGUGUGGGCACACUGUACUUGGGCGAGUGCAUCGGCGGUGAAAUGCAAAUACUCGAACUUGGUCGACCGUACGUGGGCGGCUCGUGGUGCGGCGCGGGACCGGUGGACGGCAGCGCGCCCGCCGUGUACUACAGCGAGACGGGCACGGUGACGCUGACGCUGCGGAUACCGUACAGCGGGCUGUACACCACGUUGCCGUUCACAUUCGACCUGCGGUUCCGGUUCAUGGACAACCGGCACGCGUCCGUGCGGCUGGGCACGGCGGCGGAGCCCAAGGAUCGCGGUGAACUGGUGCCGGGCACGCACUGCAGCCGGAACUUCUACGAGUGCUACCGGAAACGGUGCUCGCUGCAGUCGCCCAACUACCCGGGAAUAUACCCGAGGAACGUGACGUGUCGAUACACGGUGCGGCAGAAGGUGGUGCCCAAGUGCAAGCACGCGAUGGUGGCGCUGAGCCAGCGACCGGGCAACGGCGUGCGGCCGUCGUCGGCCAAGGCGGGCGGCCCGGGCGGCAAGACGGCGGGUAGCAGGUCCAACGGCACGGCCAUCAUACGCGUGAACGACAUGUGCAGCGAGAACGAGGACCGGCUGGUGUUCCACGACGGGCCGGACGAGAGCGAUCCGGUACUGUUGCGGUUCUGCGGCGGACCCGCUCUGCCGCGCGUCGUGGCCAGCGGACCGUCCAUGCUGGUGGUGUUCAAGUCGUGGGAGCACAACUCGCCGGCCACGUUUUCGUCGCCCACGCCCGUGUCGCGGCUGCGCAGCUUCGAGCUCGACCUGCAGAUAGCGUUCGUCGACUCGGACUCGCUGGACUACGUCAAGAGGACGGCCGCGUGCGAGUUCAUCAUUGGCUCGCCCGCGGUCGCCGUGGCAAAGUCUAGGCGCGGCGUGCUGGUGAACCCGCAACACACUGUGCCGCCGAACAGCACGUGCACGUACAAGUUCCAGGGGCAGCCGGACGACCGGGUGUGGAUGUACUUCGAGAGCUACGGGCACCGCAGUACCGGCCACUUCCUGACGUUCAAACCGUGCCCGACCCGGUUGCGCAUAUGGGACGGGGCGGGCACGCUGCUCGGCGACCACUGCGACACGCCCAGGCUGUGCGAGCACAUCGCGACGGGCGCAUCGUCGACGGCCGUCGCUGCGGCUACGUCCAACACCACCACGACAGUGGCAGCACCCAAACGACCGUGCACGUUGGACGAAAGCUAUUUGUCCAAGUCGGCCAGCGUUAUACUGCAGGUGCACUCGGUGCUUGGCACCGUACUGGAACCGUACAGCUUCAGGCUUCAUUACGAGUUUGUGGACAGCGGCGUGUACGACCACGAAAAUGACGACGGGUCGUGCGUGAUCGAGUACACGGUGCGCCAGUCGAUGGACAUCACGGAGCCACGGAACGUGUUCCUGUACGGCCGGGGCGGUGCCAAGAACCUGGACUGCGUGUACCGGCUGCAAGCCGAGCCCGGGUACCGGAUGCAGAUCGUCAUGCGGAACGCUUCGUUCGGGUCGCGGGAGUGCACGCCUAUGAUGGCCAAGACGGUGACGGGCAGGUACGCGUGCCCGCCGGACGACAGUAACGUGGACGACGGCGGCGGCAGCGGCGGUGAUGAUGCUGGCGACGGUCCCAGGUUGACGGUGACCGAGGUGUACUGGCGCGGCGUGCGCAUGGAGCGCGGCUGCUUCUGCCAGAACUUCACGGAGGCCGCGCUCGGCUCGCACCAUGUGACGUUCGACCCGUCGUCCGACCGCGUGGAGAUUCGGUUCCGUGUGCCAGCGCUCGGCAUCGCCGAGGACUUCACCAACGCGUACUUUAACGCGCACGUGCGCGUGCUCCGGUCGCCGCCGUGCCCGCGCAAACAGUGGGUCCGCGGGUCCGGCGGCGAGAUCGAACUCGCGUACCCGCCGCAGGCCCGCGACGACCUGUACUGCCACGGACACCCGUGGCUGCUCGAGGCGCAACCGGACCACAGCAUGUUCGUGCAGACGUGGGGCCACUUCCUGCCGCUCAACACGUCCGUGGCCUCGUGCAAGACGCGGAACCGCAUACUGCUAUACGCGCUACGGCCGCGGGCCGUCCGGCUGAUCCGGCACAUCUGUCCGACGGGCACGCGCGACAAUCGGCGCAACAUACACAUGUUCUCGGACGAGUGGGCCAGUUACGUGCCCGCGGACCGCCAGAACCCCAGUUUUCUGGUGGAGUUCGUGGCCCAGGAGCCCGGCUCGAUGGCCUUCAAAUGGCUGGAAGUGUCCAAACCGUCGACCAAGGCACAUUAUGCGUCACCCGCGCCACCGUCGCAAUCGUUUCACAACCAGUCCAGCCGGUUCGGGUGCGCAUACGGCUGCCCGGAGCUGAACGCGUGCAUUAGCGCCACGCUGUGGUGCGACGGCCACCGCAACUGCCCGUCCGGCGUUGACGAGGCCGACCUCAACUGCCACGCCAAGUGGCCGUCGUUCAAGGUGCUCAGGUCGUACGGGCUGCCGGUGGUCGGCCUCGGGCUGGCCGGCGUCGUGUUCGCGGUGCUCGCGUGCAUCUACUGCCGCAGAGAUCCCGACUACAAACAGUACGACCCUGAGACCGAGCCGGCCGCCGAGAACACCCGGUCGUGUUCCACCAUCGCCUCGUCCUGACAACAAUCCUCGGUCGACACUGUUGACGUGGUCGACCGAGAGACGUGCGUUUGAAACGAUGAGAAGCCCUCUCUUGCUCAAGUUCUCUUGUAUUACACAGUUUUAGUUCAUUUUCUAUUUUUAAACGUGUACACGUCCGUUACACGACAUUCUGUCCAAACGUAGGUGCCUUAUACAAAUCGUAAACAUUCCGUGUUAUUAUGAUAUACUUACCAUUGAUCGGUCGUUAUUGAACGCGUCCGAGUAGCCGUUUUUCGCGUUGUGCAUUGAACCACAUUCAUUUUCGUCUUGGGAUCAAACGCGCACAUGUCGUCGUUUUUCAAGGCAUGUGUUAACUAACAUCAUGUUGAGACGAUUACGGUGUUACAGCGACAAAGGAAUGAAUCCGAAUGAUGCAUGUAGGUAUAUGUGGUGUGCACAGGCUGAUCGGAUUAAAAACUCUUUUCUCGAAUCACUUAAUCUACUUAACUAACCGAUUGGUUUUUUUGGAUUUCUAUAUAAUGUAAUUCAAGUCCAAAACAAUAUAUUUACACGUAUAUAGUAUAAUAUUUUUAGGUGAUUUUCAGCGAAUCGUCCUAUUGAAUUUAGACCAAAGUUUAUGUUAUAAAAUAUUAUAUUAUAAUAUCCAAUAGGAAUUUCAGCACACCAUUUAGUGAAUAAACAAAGAAUUAUUAUUACAUUUUGCGCCAAAAAUUGAUGCGAUACUGCCUUAACGAUUUUAUUAUUACAUAAUAUUUUACUGUUAUCAUUAUUAACAAUAUAUAAUAGUUUCUACUGAA